UUUAUUAUCUGUAAUGUAAAUAGAUCCAUAUAGAUCUUACAUGUGUAUAUGUUAUCAUAAAGUUCAAACUCCCGUUAUGUGAUGGCGUGUAAUGUAUAAAUCUAUUUCACUGUGUAAAGUAACAGUCGUGUUGUAUUCCGAAAUCGUGUAAAAUAAAAUAUUUACGACAGUCAUGGCUGAAUCGGAUAAGAAACCCGAAGAGGAUAAGAAACCUGCAGCAGGAAGAAGAAAUGUUAUGAUAUCUAUGGACGGAAGUAAAGGUGCCAAAUAUGCGUUUGACUGGUAUGCCGAGAACGUUUACCAACCGACAGAUAAUGUUAUUAUGGCUUACUGUGCAGAACAUGGCGUCAGUUUACCACCAACAGCUUUGAUGGCGGGAAAUCCAACUGUUAUACAAGCCAUGAUGAAAGAAAAAGAGGAAGAAGUCAUGAAAGUGUUCAAGACAAUUGAUGAGCUGGCUAACAAACAUAAUAUUAAGCAUACGUUGGAACGAUUGGAUGGACCGCCAGGCGAGUGUCUUAUAAGAGCGGCGGAGCAACAGAAUGUCACACUGAUCGUUGCUGGGAGCAGAGGUCACGGAACCAUUAGACGUACCAUUAUGGGAAGUACGAGUGAUUAUAUCGUGCAUCAUUCGCACGUGCCAGUGUUGAUUGUCAAACAUGAGGAUGACCAUCAAAAGCUGAAAUGAAAAAACAAAAACUCUUUGAAUAUUUGACUAACUUUUACUAAGGUGGUAGAUCCGUGUUUGCACUCGGUAAUUUCCGUGUUCUAUCGUUUUCUGGUAUGGCGCUUCGGCAUUUUCCGGAUGUAAAUGUCGCGCAAUUCCAUAAAAAAGCAGAUAAUGCUGAAGUCUCAAAUGAAGAAUACACAGUUUACGUUAUGUCAUAACGGCACUGUUCAAUUCUGUUAUAUCUGUUUUACUAUUUACGACCGUAUACAUGUACUCGUAUAUAUUCAGCUGUAUAUAGAGGGAAGUUAUAUAAAAUAGUGUGAGAUACUUUUUGUUGUAUGAAUGAAAUUUAAGUUUAAAAAAAGUUCAGAUGUUAAACAUUUACAAUAAAGGUAUACUAAAUGUA
This is a messenger RNA of Mercenaria mercenaria, 1076 nucleotides long. RefSeq lists its product as uncharacterized. The transcript has 4 exons. The coding region runs from base 173 to 688 and encodes 171 amino acids. NCBI's taxonomy places the organism in Eukaryota, Metazoa, Mollusca, Bivalvia, Venerida, Veneridae. The record is from RefSeq and is a predicted model, not a curated record.